CCGUUGACUGGCCAGCGCUUGAAUUUUCUCCGGCGACCGGAGACUUAUCUUCACGCCCUAUACACCGAUGGCUGGAGCCUUUGUGACCAAUCAUGCAUGCAUAUAACUUCAUUUUUGAAUGAUUGUCCGGAGAAAAUACACAGAAACUCGCUCCUACUUUCCGUAUUGUUGUGUUCUCAUGGCUGCCUUGGGACGAGAGAAUCAAACCAUCUGAGGUGUCCCUGGCCGACGAGUCAAGAUGCCGGCAGGAGGGUUCUCAGCGUCGUCCGGCAUGGACUUCGAGGCCAAGAUCACGCCUAUGGUGAUCACCUCCUGCGUCACGGCGGCCACCGGCGGGCUCAUGUUCGGCUACGACAUCGGCAUCUCAGGCGGGGUGACAGCAAUGGAGGAUUUCCAGCGUGAGUUCUUCCCGACAGUGCUUCGCAAGAGGCGCGAGAACAAGGGGAGCAACUACUGCCGAUACAACAACCAAGUCUUACAGCUCUUUACCUCGUCCCUCUACCUCGCCGGCCUGGUCUCCACCCUCUUCGCGUCCUACACCACCCGCCGGCUCGGCCGCCGUGCCACUAUGCGCAUAGCGGGGGGCUUCUUUAUCGUCGGCGUUGUUUUCAAUGGCGCCGCCCGGAACCUCGGUAUGCUCAUCGUCGGCAGGAUCCUGCUUGGCUGCGGCGUUGGCUUUGCUAAUCAGGCUAUUCCUCUGUUCUUGUCAGAGGUCGCGCCAACUACAAUCCGCGGUGGCCUCAACACCCUGUUCCAACUAAACAUCACCAUCGGCAUUUUGUUCGCCAGCCUUGUCAACUAUGGCACUAACAACAUCCAUCCUUGGGGAUGGCGUCUUUCUCUGUCCCUCGCUGGAUUCCCGGCCAUGCUCCUCACCCUAGGUGCGCUCUUCAUGGUUGACACGCCCAACAGCCUCAUUGAGCGUGGCCAUCUAGUGGAGGGAAAAGUUGUGCUCAAGAAGAUCCGCGGCACCAACAAUGUGGAGUCGGAGUUCAAUGAGAUCGUGGAAGCCAGUCGCAUCGCCCACGACGUCAAGCACCCAUUCUGCAGCCUUCUACAACGCCGCAACCGUCCCCUCCUCACGAUCACUGUCAUGCUCCAAAUGUUCCAGCAGUUAACGGGUAUAAACGCAAUCAUGUUCUACGCCCCGGUGCUGCUAACCACGCUAGGAUUUAAGACCGAGGCAUCGCUCUACACAACUGUUAUCACUGGGGCGGUGAACGUGUUGUCUACGCUUGUAUCAAUGUACACUGUAGACCGGGUGGGGAGGCGGAUGUUGUUGCUGGAUGCCAGUAUGCAAAUGUUCCUCUCGCUAGUGGCCAUGGCUGUGGUGAUGAGGACCAAGGUUACCGACCGCUCAGACGUCAUCGAUCACAACUGGGCCAUCAUGGUUGUCAUCAUCAUCUGCAACUUCGUCUCCUCCUUUUCUUGGUCGUGGGGCCCACUCGGGUGGCUCAUCCCAAGCGAGACCUUCCCGCUCGAAACGCGCUCCGCGGGGCAAAGCAUAUGCGUCUGCACGAACCUACUCUUCACCUUUGUCAUUGCGCAGGUCUUCCUCUCGAUGCUUUGCCACCUUAAGUCCUUCAUAUUUGUGUUUUUCUCUGUUUGUGUUGCCAUCAUGUCGCUCUUCGUCCUCUUCUUCCUCCCCGAAACGAAGAACAUUCCCAUCGAGAAGAUGGUUGAAAGAGUGUGGAAACAACACUGGUUCUGGAAGCGAUUUAUGAAUGAAGGAUGCAACAACCACGCCAUCAGCGGGGAGGGAACACCGUCUACGGUGUCACUGUAUAGUUAGUUUGUAGAGUGAAGUAUCGUUAACCAGCAUAGCUUUAUUUGUAAACAGGCCAGAAUCAAGGUUUAGCAAUCUCUCGUGUCCUACAUGCAACACAAACAUAUAUGUCUUGGUGCUGCAACCGCUUUUCUCAGUUA
Messenger RNA from Hordeum vulgare subsp. vulgare (domesticated barley), 1926 nucleotides. Its product is annotated as sugar transport protein MST4-like. The record is from RefSeq and is a predicted model, not a curated record. Bases 239 to 1792 code for a protein of 517 amino acids. Gene Ontology annotation, molecular function: monosaccharide transmembrane transporter activity. NCBI's taxonomy places the organism in Eukaryota, Viridiplantae, Streptophyta, Magnoliopsida, Poales, Poaceae. Gene Ontology annotation, cellular component: membrane. The transcript has 4 exons. Gene Ontology annotation, biological process: monosaccharide transmembrane transport.